AUAUGAAACCAUGAACAUUUAUGUUCAAGUACUUUUCAAUUUCCUAUGAACAUUUCACCAAAAUUCAUCAUUCACACACAGUGACAAUUAUAUUACCCAUCAGGCACGCGGUUUUAGUUCUAGCUAGAAUUAUCAAGUAGCAUGAGUGAAUCAGCUGCUGAUCCCAACACCAAGCCUUCAUCAUCAGCACUGAAGCUAUUCGGUUUUUCACUUACGGCCCAUCCCUGUGAAAAUGGAGUGGCGGUGACGAAGAGCAAGAAGUUUGAGUGUCACUACUGCGGUCGAGAGUUUGAGAAUUCUCAAGCAUUAGGUGGCCAUCAAAACGCACACAAAAGAGAAAGGAAGGUAGCAAGGAUGGCCAUGUUGGAGAACGGGGAGGAUUAUCAACAUCAGCCAUACCAACACCUUCCUCCUCCUCAACGUAGUGAACUGUUUCCAACAGGUGUACGGUACUCCAUUAUCAACCCUAUAUUCGUUACGACUUCUGGCCAGUCCACAACCACAACCAUCAAUUAUAUUGGCAACGGUGGUGCUAAUGUUGGUACAGGUUCGGUACUGCUCCCUAAAGAUUAUGAAGGAAAUGAUGAGGUCAUUGAUCUGCGUUUGAGACUUUAAGUCUCUCUAACUCACAAAUCUCCUGCCGUCGUCUCGAUCAACUCGAUAGUUCAAUCCUCAUGAUGUACGUCAUGCAUACAAAUAUUUCAGUUAUUAUCUCCAAAUAUUCCAGUACGUACGGUUCUCCAUGCUUACCAUUUAGCUAGAAGGGCAUAAAAUAAAGGAAGAUCGUAUAAUUCAUCUUCCUCUAGUCGAUUAGUUUAUUAUUCAGGAAGCUUUUUUUUUUUUUCCCCUUUCUUUAUGUAUUGUCGGAACUUAAUUGCAUGUAAGAAUCAGUGAAGUAAAGUAAUAGACUGGUCUUAAUGUGCG
Molecule: messenger RNA, 924 nt
Organism: Rosa chinensis
Lineage: Eukaryota; Viridiplantae; Streptophyta; Magnoliopsida; Rosales; Rosaceae
Product: zinc finger protein 7
Exons: 1
Coding region: 142-615 (157 amino acids)
Biological process (GO): trichome morphogenesis; gibberellic acid mediated signaling pathway; cytokinin-activated signaling pathway
Cellular component (GO): nucleus
Molecular function (GO): DNA-binding transcription factor activity; transcription cis-regulatory region binding
Source: RefSeq, a predicted model, not a curated record